AUGAUGGUGAGGCGGCGGAUGGUGGCGGCGGCGCUGCUGGUGCUGGCCAUGGUGGCGGCCGGCGCGGGCGUGGCCGCGGCGCAGCUCCGGCGCAACUACUACGCCGGCGUCUGCCCCAACGUGGAGUCCGUGGUCCGGGACGCCGUGUCGAAGAAGUUCCAGCAGACGUUCGUCACCGUCGGCGCCACCGUCCGCCUCUUCUUCCACGACUGCUUCGUCGGCGGCUGCGACGCGUCGGUGGUCGUCGCGUCGACGGCGAACAACACGGCGGAGAAGGACCACCCGAACAACCUCUCCCUCGCCGGGGACGGCUUCGACACCGUCAUCAGGGCCAAGGCCGCCGUCGACGCCGUGCCGGGCUGCCGCGACAGGGUCUCCUGCGCCGACAUACUCGCCAUGGCCACCAGGGACGCCAUCGCACUGGCCGGCGGUCCGUCGUACGCGGUGGAGCUGGGGCGGCUGGACGGGCUGAGCUCGACGGCGAGCAGCGUCAACGGGAGGCUGCCGCCGCCGAGCUUCAACCUCGACCAACUCACGGCGCUCUUCGCCGCCAACGGCCUCUCGCAGGCCGACAUGAUCGCCCUCUCCGCGGGGCACACGGUGGGGUUCGCGCAUUGCAACACAUUCUCGGGCCGGAUCCGUGGGCCGUCCAUGGACCCGACGAUGAGCCCACGCUACGCGGCGCAGCUACAGAAGUCGUGCCCGCCCAACGUGGACCCGCGGAUCGCCGUGGCCAUGGACCCGGUGACGCCGCGGGCCUUCGACAACCAGUACUUCAAGAACCUGCAGAACGGGAUGGGCCUUCUGGGCUCCGACCAGGUGCUGUACUCGGACCCACGGUCCAGGCCCAUCGUGGACUCUUGGGCCCAGAGCAGCGUGGCCUUCAACCAGGCCUUCGUGACGGCCAUGACCAAGUUGGGCCGGGUUGGGGUCAAGACCGGGCCGCAGGGCAACAUUCGUCGCAACUGUGCUGUGCUCAAUUAAUCCCAAAGUUAAAUUACAUAUUGCUUUCGUUUAUUUACACAAUUGUAAAGGAAAAAAUUACAUAAUGAGAGUUUAAGCCAUAUAUAUAGAUGCAUGUGUAAACUAUAAUUGAACUGGUUGGUUAUAAAGUUGUUUUUGGUGGUGAUGCAUCAUGUAA
Oryza brachyantha (malo sina) is the source of this 1141-nucleotide messenger RNA. Its product is annotated as peroxidase 51-like. Lineage: Eukaryota; Viridiplantae; Streptophyta; Magnoliopsida; Poales; Poaceae. The record is from RefSeq and is a predicted model, not a curated record. Bases 1 to 984 code for a protein of 327 amino acids. Gene Ontology annotation, molecular function: peroxidase activity; heme binding. Gene Ontology annotation, biological process: response to oxidative stress; hydrogen peroxide catabolic process. The transcript has 3 exons.